Cloeon dipterum is the source of this 1262-nucleotide messenger RNA. It is a transcript of the gene Snup, whose product is annotated as snurportin-1. Gene Ontology annotation, biological process: snRNA import into nucleus. The record is from RefSeq and is a predicted model, not a curated record. Gene Ontology annotation, molecular function: protein binding. Bases 113 to 1084 code for a protein of 323 amino acids. Gene Ontology annotation, cellular component: nucleus; cytoplasm. NCBI's taxonomy places the organism in Eukaryota, Metazoa, Arthropoda, Insecta, Ephemeroptera, Baetidae. The transcript has 5 exons.
GCUGUUGUUUGUAAACUUUAAUUCGGCGGCGGCAGCGUGUGUGUAAAUGCGCAAUUUGAAACUUAAAAGUCUUGGAUUUUCAAGUUAAAUCGAUCAGCUGUUGUUGGGAAAGAUGCUGUCAGUCGAACGGAGUAAUGAGCCAACGCAGCGACAGGCGCUGUACAAAACAAAAGGCACUUUUCGCAGCCAGGAAGAGAAGCGAAAGCAUUUUCUCGAGGAGCAGAAAAGGAAACGAAAUGUGAAUUUCGACGCUGGCAGGAACUUUGAGGAAAUUCCCGAGCAAAGGCAUGAAGAUGCUCAUCUCUCGGGGAACCUUUCCAAGAAGAAGUUCGGCAAGAUGCUGAUGCAGUCUGAAUGGAUGGAAGAGGUGCCGGGAGAUUUGAUGGAAAAAUGGUACCUCGUCCCUUGUCCCGUCGGCAAACGAUGUAUUGUCAUUUCGGAAACGAAAAUCUGCCGGGGGUUCUCGUUGAGCGGAAAAUUUCUCUUCCAAACCAAAGCCCUGCUGAAGGAAGGCAAAGUGGGCAGAACCGUCCUCGACUGCAUCUAUAACAGAGAGACAAGCACCAUUUUCAUUUUAGACGUGAUUCUAUGGGCUGGCUACUCCAUGGUCAAUUGCGAGACUGAGUUUCGGUUUUACUGGCUGAAGUCGAAAUUCGAAGAAACCCCGGAAUUGCUCGAGAGGCCCAACGCCUACAAAUUCCAUCCUUUGCCCCACGCCCUUGCCACUGACACAGAGACUGCCCUGGAGAGCCUGGAUUUCACGGAAAAACUGGACGGCGUGCUCUUCUACCACAAGGAGGCGCAUUACACAGCCGGCGUGACUCCGUUGGUCGUCUGGCUGCUCCCGUUCAUGAUUGCCGAGGUGCUGGGCAUCUCCGUGAAUGAGGAAAUGGCCCAACAGCCAGAAAGCUAUCCAGGGCAUUUGGAGUACAUCGCCGAGUACAAAAAGAAGCAAAAGGAAAAGCGAAGACGGGGCAGAAAAUCGGUCGAAAUGGACACCUCUGGCAGCGGUCACGACGAGUCCAGCAUUUUUGAAGAGAGCGGAGAGCCGGUGCAGGAAGAGGACGAGCUCGAAUUGGGAUAGUCUUUUUCAGACUUGUGAUACCACAAUUUUCUUUUAAAUUUAGAGAUAAUAUCUGAACUGGUCAAUGUGUAAGAAAAGUAAAUAAUACUACUUCAUCUGUCAAGUAAUCGUGAAUUAUAAAGUGCAACAAAUUUUAAAUGACCUGUGUGAAUAAAAUUAUGAAAAUGAGAAAAUAAUA